Molecule: messenger RNA, 1499 nt
Organism: Chelmon rostratus (copperband butterflyfish)
Lineage: Eukaryota; Metazoa; Chordata; Actinopteri; Chaetodontiformes; Chaetodontidae
Gene: mpg
Product: N-methylpurine DNA glycosylase
Exons: 3
Coding region: 184-1101 (305 amino acids)
Biological process (GO): base-excision repair
Molecular function (GO): DNA binding; alkylbase DNA N-glycosylase activity
Source: RefSeq, a predicted model, not a curated record
UCCUGUAUGCUAGCACUAGCGCUAAUCUACCAUAAGACUGAAGUGAAUAAUGAAGCAAGUGAUAUAGAAACAUAUAUAUAUAUAUAAAAGAGUUGUUGACACUGUAAAAGAGACAGCGACAGUGUAGUAAAGGUGUGAAUAAUUUAGUUUAUUUUGUUUUUGAAGCUGUCCCGCGGUAACGUUAUGGCAGGGAGAAAACGAAAGCUGCUAGCAUCGGCAGUAACAUCGGCACCUGGAAAAGCAGUAAAUAAACAUGAAAAUGGGGCUGCUAUAAAACCGGAGGCUUCAAGUGCCAAACUGAAGAAGUCCAGUCAGUGUGAAGGUGCUCAAAGUGCUGAGACGGAGCGAAGCCAUUAUUUCAUCAAGAAUGAGCUGCAGCACAGACAGAGAAAGGAUUUUUUCCACCUGUCUUGUAUCCGUUUGGCUAAAGCACUUCUCGGCAAGGUGUUGGUCCGCAGGUGCGCAGAUGGUACUGAGCUGCGAGGGAGAAUAGUGGAAACUGAAGCCUACCCUGGGGGGGAGGACAAAGCCUCACAUUCAGCAGGAGGCAAACGCACUGAGAGAAACACAGCCAUGUUCAUGGAGCCUGGUACCAUCUAUGUGUAUCCGAUCUAUGGCAUCUACCUCUGUAUGAAUGUGUCUAGUGAAGGGGAGGGUGCUGCCGUGCUGCUGCGCUCCCUUGAGCCCCUGCAGGGUCAGCCCAUCAUGAGACAGCUUAGGGCAGCCAGACGCAAAGAGGGAGCUCGUCCACUGAAGGACAAAGAGCUCUGCAACGGGCCUUCAAAACUGUGCCAGGCUCUAGAUAUACCCCGCUGUUUUGACCGUCGAGACCUGGCCGCAGACCCUGAGGUGUGGCUGGAGAGGGACCCCAACACAAAUCCAGCAGAACCCCAUGAUAUAGUAUCAGCCCCACGCAUCGGAAUUGAGUCCCAUGGGGAAUGGGCCACGAAGCCGUGGCGGUUUUAUCUUCGUGGGCACUCCUGUGUUAGCGUAGUGAAUAAAGAAGCAGAAAGACAGUCUCUGUGUGGAAAUGAAAUGAGGAAUUUAGCUCCCUCAGAUGUGCAGUCUGACACAGGACAGCACAAUGUCAAAAGGACUUAACAGGAAUAUUCCUGAAACUGCUCUGCCAUCUGUUCUUGUGGUCUUCACCAUUUAGGCAGUAUAAAACUUAACACUUUCCUGUUUGCUUUGCUGGAAUACACCACUUCUCAUACACAUGAAAUCAAUUCUUUUUGAAAGAAUCCCCCAAUAUUAUAUAUUCUUUUAUAAUUCUGUAGAUCUUAGAAAGCCAAGAUGGUAGAAUAACCUCCAUGACUAGUUCAAAGUUUAAAUCCUAAUCUGAAUAAAUUGUAAUAAAUGUUACUCAUUUUGUAAGAUGCUACUUGUGCUGUAACAGUGCAUUUAAUAUAAUAAUGCAAAGUGUGCUGGAAAGUAAAAGUGAUCAGUGCCAAUUAAAAAAAUCAGUUUUGAAAUACAUUUACUCACAAAAUGAGUCUUUU